This is a messenger RNA of Zophobas morio, 1906 nucleotides long. Its product is annotated as ATP-binding cassette sub-family E member 1-like. The transcript has 15 exons. Gene Ontology annotation, molecular function: ribosomal small subunit binding; ATP binding; iron ion binding. Gene Ontology annotation, biological process: ribosomal subunit export from nucleus; translational termination; translational initiation. Lineage: Eukaryota; Metazoa; Arthropoda; Insecta; Coleoptera; Tenebrionidae. The record is from RefSeq and is a predicted model, not a curated record. The coding region runs from base 1 to 1830 and encodes 609 amino acids.
AUGAAUAAUUUUAAUAAAAAUAAAGAAACAGAUAGCAAAAAUCGAAUAGCUAUUGUUAACGCUGAUAAAUGCAAACCAAAAAAGUGCAGACAAGAAUGUAAACGGAGUUGCCCUGUAGUUAAAAUGGGCAAACAGUGUAUAAUUGUUAAACCCACGGAUAAAAUUGCGUUUAUAUCGGAAACUUUGUGUAUAGGAUGUGGCAUAUGUCAAAAAAAAUGCCCCUUUGACGCCAUUAGAAUAGUUAAUAUUAUGGCCAAUUUAUCUAAAGACACUACCCAUCGUUACGGCCCUAAUACUUUUAAGCUUCACCGCCUCCCUAUUCCUCGACAAAACCAAGUUCUUGGACUAGUGGGGACUAACGGCGUUGGCAAGUCCACUGCGUUAAAAAUCUUAGCGGGGAAAAUAAAACCAAACUUGGGAAAUUUCGAUGCACCACCAGACUGGCAAGAAAUUUUAACUCAUUUUCGUGGUUCAGAGUUGCAAAGUUUUUUUACACAUAUAUUACAAGAUGAAAUGAAAGCAUUAAUAAAACCGCAAUAUGUUGAUCACAUUCCGAAGGCUAUAAAGCCCGAAACUACUGUCCGUGAUUUAUUAUCCAAAAAAGAUGAUAAGCAUAUAAUGGAACAAAUUAUAAAGGAUUUUGAUCUAACAAAUAUCAUAGACCGCGAAGUGGCCGCUUUAUCAGGUGGGGAGCUUCAAAGGUUCGCCUGCGCGUACGUCUGCGUACAAAAGGCUGAGAUCUACAUGUUUGACGAACCUUCAUCCUAUUUGGACGUUAAGCAGAGACUGAACGCCGCCAGAAAAAUAAGAGAACUCCGACAGCACGAUACUUACGUUCUAGUGGUUGAGCACGAUCUUUCCGUCCUCGACUAUUUGUCAGACUUUAUCUGCUGCCUUUACGGCCUUCCUGGUGCGUAUGGCGUCGUUACUACGCCUUAUUCCGUUCGCGAAGGAAUUAACGUGUUCCUUGACGGGUACAUUCCUACGGAAAACUUGAGGUUUCGGGAAAUGGCUCUUUCCUUCAAAGUUGCUGAAACUGCCGAGAACGAAACUAAAGGCUCGUCUUCUUAUGAGCAGUGCUAUCCAGCCAUGACCAAGACGCUGGGAAACUUCAAACUCACUGUCGAAGCUGGCUCUUUUCAGGAUUCGCAAAUUAUCGUUAUGCUCGGUGAAAACGGGACGGGAAAGACCACGCUAGUGCGACUGUUGGCUGGUACCAAGCCGGAUGGUGACGUGGAGAUGCCUCAGUUAAACGUCAGCUACAAACCGCAAAAGAUUAGCCCGAAGUACCAAGGUUCUGUGCAGUCGCUCUUUUACCAGAAGAUUCGGGAAGCUUUUUUGGAUCCUCAGUUUGUAGCGGAAGUGCUGAAGCCGCUAGCGGUGGACACGCUGUUGGACCAGACGGUGCUCAACCUUUCCGGCGGCGAACUCCAGCGGGUGGCCAUAUGCAUCUGUCUGGGCACGAAGGCGGACGUCUAUCUCCUGGACGAGCCCUCAGCGUAUCUGGACUCCGAGCAGCGCAUUGCCGCUUCCAAGGUUAUUAAGCGGUUCAUUCUCCACUCCAAGAAAUCCGCAUUUGUAGUCGAACAUGAUUUCAUUAUGGCCACUUAUCUGGCCGACCGCGUUAUUGUUUACGAGGGAGAGCCUUCCAUAUCCGCCAUCGCUCGCGCGCCUGAGCCUCUGCUGAGCGGGAUGAACAGGUUCCUGCAGUCUUUGGAAAUCACUUUUCGAAGGGACCCGGACAACUUCCGGCCGAGAAUUAACAAGCUCAACUCGAUAAAAGAUAGUGAGCAGAAGAGGAGCGGAAAUUAUUUUUUUUUGGAAUCAUAAAAAUUAAUGUCUUCUACCUGAAAAAUGAUUGGUGAGGGCGGUGAUUAUAGUGACGUGUCAUAUUCUCACCUUUUCG